UGCUUUCGAAUUGUCCCAUCACUCCCAUCACUAGUGUUAUGUGACUCUUUCUCUGUUGUAGUUUAAUUGUAACACCACAAAAAUUGAUCGAUUUAUUAUUUAUAUUUAAAUAGAUAUUAAAUUAGAUAUAACUAAACUUAGCAACAGAUAAUUAAUUUUCUUAUACAUUUUAUACCUCGGCAACCCCAAUCUAGAUUUAGUUAAAAUAUCAAAUUCAGUUGACAAACGUAGAAAGACACCAUACAGUAUACCAGUAUUACCAGUAAUAUGUAGUUUUGCACUAAUUUAACAUUGAUGUGUAUAGGCAUUUUAUUUCAUGACCAAUUGUAGAAAAAGUAAAAUGGAUAUUUCUAGUGAUUCAGAAGAUACAAUAAUAGUAGAUAAUGAGCCUAGUGACUCUGAAAUUGAAGAUAUAUUAAAAAAAUAUACUAUCCCAACUACCUCUUCCUAUAGUUUGAAUAACUCUAAUGGUAAAGGCAAAUAUUUAAGUGAAGAACUUUAUUCUUCACAUGAACAAGCGAAAAUUACAUUUGAUAAUUAUGCAUUUAAAUCAUUUGACGUAGAAGAUGAUGUUAUUGAUCUUGAAUUGAAUAAUAAAUCGUGUGACGAACUGGAACCACAGGAGGCCGUAGAGAUAAAAAAGCAGCAGGACAUUGAGAGUAAGCGAAAGGGAAAGACAUUGAAGAAAUCUCAAAAACUACAAGAUGCUGAAAUGAGAAAAGUUGCAAAAACUAUAGAAAAGGAAAGAAAAAAAGAAGCGUUGCAAAAACAGAAAAUGAUUAAGAAUGCUCUAAAAAGUGUUGCAAAAAGUAUCAAACCUGAGGAAUGUAUUAAAUAUGUAAUAGUUGAGAUAGAUCCAGAUAUGUUCGAUAAUGAAUAUGGAACUAUUUUAAAAGAGGCAUUUCAAAAAAGAGAUAUAAAUUUUAGAACUAAAUCCCAAGUUUUGCCAAACCUUAUCUCAUGGAGUAGAAAAAUACAAACAAUAGACGAUAAGGUUUUAAGGGAAUCAGAAGUGAACGAAAGCCAUUUCUUGUUGAUUAUCCACGCAACUGAAUUUAUGGAACAUAUUAAGAAAGAUACUUUAACGGUUUAUAUAGGGAAUGUUUUUUCAUUAACCGAAUAUAAACAAUUGACCGUGGUGGUUGUCGGUUUGGAGAAACCAAAACCACCUCAAGAAAUGCCCAUUAUAGAAGUUCAAAUGUCAACCAAGGCUUAUUUUCGUUUCGCAGAAAACGCUGAAAGUUUAGCAGAUAUACUAUUGGAAGUUACUAAGGCCAUAUCGCAAAUUCCAUAUAAAUUAAAAAAAGAAGAAAAAUAUAACCAUCAUAACGAGUACUUUCAUGAUUCUAAUAAAGACACUGUCAAAAUAGAUAAAAAUGGGAAUGGAUUGGGCCGUUUAUGGCACCAAAUGUUGACGAUGUUUCCAUUGGCCCGUUUGGAAACUGCCGAAGCCAUCACUGCUGUGUAUCCCACUCCUGCUUCUCUAUUCCAAGCUUACGAAAUUUCUGAAAAGAAGGUAGACCUUCUUCAGGAUUUAUCUAUCCGAAGGGCUCAAGGCCCCCUUAUCUCAGGUAGAAGAAUUGGCCCCGAACUAAGCAGAAAGUGUUAUAAUUUCUUUUGUGCUACUGAAAAUACAUUUUUAUAAUUAAUAAAUAUAAAUAUACUUUUGUACUUUA
This is a messenger RNA of Anoplophora glabripennis (Asian longhorned beetle), 1676 nucleotides long. It is a transcript of the gene mms4, whose product is annotated as crossover junction endonuclease EME1. The record is from RefSeq and is a predicted model, not a curated record. Gene Ontology annotation, cellular component: nucleus; Holliday junction resolvase complex. NCBI's taxonomy places the organism in Eukaryota, Metazoa, Arthropoda, Insecta, Coleoptera, Cerambycidae. The transcript has 6 exons. Gene Ontology annotation, biological process: resolution of meiotic recombination intermediates; mitotic intra-S DNA damage checkpoint signaling; double-strand break repair. The coding region runs from base 317 to 1645 and encodes 442 amino acids.